UCCAAUCCUUACUCAAAGCAGAAAGUUAGACCCAAACUACUCUCCCUUCUUUCUAAUUUGUUAAUAUAUUACGUUCACUUGUUCUUGUUUCCUUCUAAAUCAAUCUCGAUACCUCAACGACACAUAAACCGUCGACCUAUCUCUCUUUAACUACUAAACUAACUUAUCUGAAAAAUGUAUUCUACAACUGCUACUUAUCAACCUAGUGUAUUUGGCUUGGACACUUCUGGAGUUAAUGCCAAUGCUGCUGCUACCGGUGUUGCUGCAACAUCAACAUCUCGUUUAAUUCCCAGCAUUCAUUUUGAUCAACAUUGCUUAAACUCUACAGACAGUUACUCUGCUGAGCGACGUGACAGUAUUGACUACAGUCGUCGACCAAGCUACAACUUUUCAGGUUUAUUGAUCGGCAAUCCUCAAAGUGAAGCAAGUUAUUCUGAUCAUGAACAGCAAACUCCUAGUCCAUUCAAUAGUUAUGAAGACUAUCAUCAUGUUCAUCAGCAUCCUUACCAUCAACAACAGCAAGUCUACUCUCACCCUUUGGAUAGUAAGCGCCGAUUAAGUACACUAGUCGAGUUGAAUCAUCAACCUCAUGACUAUGCUUCCUUUGAGCAUCAACCUACGCCUACGGCUUCUAUUAACGCUCAUAGUACCACGGCCACUACUGAUUUCGGUUAUACUGCGGUUAUUCAUCCUUGGUUUAAUGCUUCCAAUACCAGUUCAGCUAGUCUUUCCGCAAGCUCUUCUACUACGACUUCUCAAAGUGACAACUCCAAUAGUUACAACAGCUCUAACAGUAGACUUUCACCUAUGGUUUACGCCAAUCCUGCUGUUGACAUGUAUUCACCACAAACCUAUUUGAAUAAUAAUGCUGCUUCUAUCUGUCAAGGACAGCAGCAACAGCAACAACAAUAUCAUUCUCUUUUCAAUCCAAUGAUGAAUAUGAUGGAGAACACUGCCACAGAUGACGUUGCCUUCCGUGAACGUGCUGCAUCUUAUGUUUCUCUAUUGUCGUCGUCAUCUACUACUUCAGCUAUGAAUGAAGUUCACGCACCCAUGACAGCUACAAAUUUGACACAUAAUAUGGAACCCUUAGAUAACAUCACUGCACCCACAAUAAAUAGCCCUACAACCGCCGCAAAAGGUCGUCGCGGCAAGGGCGCCAACAAAGGCGCCACUGGCAAUAAACCUGCACGCUCGCGUGGCCGAAGAGUCUCCAACUCACCCACUGUGGCUGGUCAAAAAGUCUUUACUUGCAAUUAUGAUGACUGUGGCAAAGUCUUUAAAAGGUCCGAACAUUUAAAGCGUCAUAUUCGUUCUAUUCACACUUUAGAAAAGCCUUUUGAAUGUCCUUAUCAAACGUGUUCGAAAAGAUUUUCAAGAUCUGACAAUUUAAAUCAACAUAUUCGUAUUCAUCGCCAUACUGGAAAGGACAAGAGCACUAACAAUGGUACGAACAGCAAAAGCAAUGCCAAUCAUAGCUCUACACCCGCUUCAACAUCAACCACUACUACUACUGCAGCAACCUUUAUGCCCGCAUCCUUUUAACAAAAAAAAAAAAAAAAAAAAAAAAAAAAAGGACCUAAAAAGCUUUUCGUCAC
Molecule: messenger RNA, 1598 nt
Organism: Mycotypha africana
Lineage: Eukaryota; Fungi; Mucoromycota; Mucoromycetes; Mucorales; Mycotyphaceae
Exons: 2
Coding region: 175-1545 (456 amino acids)
Biological process (GO): regulation of transcription by RNA polymerase II
Cellular component (GO): nucleus
Molecular function (GO): RNA polymerase II cis-regulatory region sequence-specific DNA binding; DNA-binding transcription factor activity, RNA polymerase II-specific
Source: RefSeq, a predicted model, not a curated record